AUGCCUGCCCCGGGCGAUCAACACCAGGAGUGGCCCAACCCUUUCGAGGAGGCCAAGCCGCGCAUAGCUGGAUGGUCAGCCAAGGAAAUCGCCACAAUCGCCUCGAGGCUUGACAAGCAGCUCGGCCCCGAGUACAUCUCUUCGCGCGCCGGUCCCGGCGGUUCACGGGUGCAUUAUCUCACUGCCGAAAAGGUCAUUGGCCUCGCCAACGAGGUUUUCGGCUUCAACGGGUGGUCGUCCUCGAUCCAAAACAUCCAAGUCGAUUUUGCCGACGAGAAUCCAACGUCGCAGCGCGUCAGCAUCGGGCUGUCUGUCAUCGUUCGGGUCACUCUUCGAGAUGGGACCUACCACGAGGAUGUCGGCUACGGCUCAAUAGAGAACGCCAAAGGGAAGGCGAUGGCCUUUGAAAAGGCGAAAAAGGAGGGGACCACAGAUGCUCUGAAACGAACCCUGAGGAACUUUGGCAACAUUCUGGGCAACUGCAUCUACGACCAGGACUACGUCAAGCAGGUUACCAAGAUUAAGGCCCAGACCAACAAGAAGUUUGAUCCGGAUAAUCUUCACCGACACUCAGAUUUUGCGAAGAAAGAUAUGAGCAAGGAUGUGACCAUGGCUGGCAACGUGAACAAUGCUGGUAGCAAUACCACAGCCAAUGCCGCCGUCACUGCUGCUGCGGCUGCUCCCACGUCCGCAGCGGGAGGGUUCAAGAUAGAACCAAUGGACUCAUUUGAUGACUUCUUGGGGGAACUUGACGAAGCUGAUUUCUGCGUGCCCGGAGAUGGCCAUCCCGAUGAAAUUAUGCUUCCCAGCGCGGCCAACCCACCCAACGACAAGCCUGCUGCUAACGAGUCAAGGCCGGGUCAGCCAGCAAAGCCUAUGCCGGGAAAUAACUUGAAUCGACCGCCGCAACCGCAGCCGCAGCCGUAUACUCCUCGACAAGGACAACCACCUCGACCGCAGAAUGCCCCUCAAGGCAAGGACUCUGUCAACCAAACGAUGGCUCCUCCUCCUCAGGCCCCUCCUCCGGGAGAGCCCGUGGCAUUCUUCUCGGCAAGAUCUACCAUGCCUGAUACAAACCAGGCCGGCAAUCCAAGCCAGCAGAAGCAGCUCUUCAACCCCAAGGCCGAAAGCCCUUCGAUACGAAAGACUCCAGGAAUCGAUCACACGUCAUCUAAGCCCGUUGCGAGGAACGGCCAGCAUGUCCCUCCGGCUAACAGCCAAGCAACGUCUACACCAAGUGGCAACACCGGCGGCUUCACAUCACUACGGCAGUCAAUCGGCAGCUCUCAAGCCAGGAGCAAUCCGAUGAAUCCAUCUCUAGACCAAGCUCGUAGAAUAGGAGCUCCGGGUGGUGGUCUGGGCAGUCCCCUUGCAAACCGGGGCCAAUACAAGCCUCCAACAAUGAAACGAACGCUACCGAGCGAAGCCAAUGCGGCUAAUGGGACGAGGUCGCCAUUGGCUGACAUUCCAACAAAUGCAGGCAACGGUAACGGCGAGGAUGGGCUGGACGCAAAGAGGCAGAAAGUGGCAUGA
Trichoderma breve is the source of this 1533-nucleotide messenger RNA. RefSeq names its product rad52/22 family double-strand break repair protein domain-containing protein. The transcript is spliced from 3 exons. Gene Ontology annotation, cellular component: nucleus. Lineage: Eukaryota; Fungi; Ascomycota; Sordariomycetes; Hypocreales; Hypocreaceae. Bases 1 to 1533 code for a protein of 510 amino acids. The record is from RefSeq and is a predicted model, not a curated record. Gene Ontology annotation, biological process: DNA recombinase assembly; mitotic recombination; double-strand break repair via single-strand annealing.